AUGGGCGAUUGGAGUUUUCUGGGAAACAUUUUGGAAGAAGUUAACGAACAUUCCACCGUAAUAGGAAGAGUGUGGUUGACAGUGCUGUUUAUUUUUCGAAUCCUAAUUCUUGGCACGGCUGCCGAGUUCGUCUGGGGAGACGAGCAGUCAGAUUUUGUCUGCAAUACCCAACAGCCGGGUUGUGAGAAUGUUUGUUAUGACGAAGCCUUCCCUAUUUCCCACAUAAGACUGUGGGUUCUCCAGAUCAUCUUCGUCUCCACACCAUCUUUGGUUUAUGUUGGGCAUGCAGUUCAUCACGUAAGAAUGGAGGAGAAGAGAAAAGAAAGGGGAGAAGAAGCGAGUAGACAAGAAGUGAACGAAGAGAAAUUGCCUUUAGCCCCAGAUGAAGGUGUUAAGGAGUCCACCAAAACGAACAAGAAGUUCCGUUUGGAAGGCAUGUUGCUUAGAACAUACAUCUGUCAUAUUCUCUUCAAAACAAUUUUUGAAAUUGCUUUUGUAGUCGGCCAAUAUUUCCUCUACGGGUUCCACAUUCUGCCACUCUAUCGCUGCAGUAGGUGGCCUUGUCCAAAUACAGUUGACUGUUUUGUCUCAAGACCAACCGAGAAGACUGUCUUUGUUAUUUUCAUGCUUGCAGUGGCUUCUGUAUCCCUGUUCUUAAAUUUUAUCGAAAUAAGUCACCUGGGCUUGAAGAAGAUCAGAUUUGCUUUUCGGAAGACAGCCGAACAGCCGAUAGAUUAUCCUUCGCAGAAACUUAUCCAUUCCAUUAGUGUGUCCUCCAUGCAGAAAGCUCAUGAUUAUAAACUCCUCAAAGAAGAUAAACCGGUGACCCAUUAUUUUCCAAUGUCAGAGUCUGGGGUAGAUAUGAAUAGAACCCCCUUAAUCAGUUUUCAAGAAAAAGUCAAACGUGUUGCUCCAGUAGAGGAUAUGAUUAAGGUGUAUAAUGAAACAUUGUUGGCCUAUGAACAGCUAGACGAUGCUGAACCUGGACAAAAGGCAGGUCCAGAACCUCAAGCAGAAGCAGAGUUAGUAGCAGAAUCGGAACCUGCAGCAUUGGCAGAACCAGAAGAAAACGGCGGAACAGAGCCGGAUCAGCCAGCAGGAACGAGCGAAAACCUAUCAGACACAAGACCGUUGAGCAGAUUAAGCAAAGCAAGUAGCCGAGCUCGAUCAGAUGAUUUAACAGUCUGA
Molecule: messenger RNA, 1188 nt
Organism: Mobula hypostoma (lesser devil ray)
Lineage: Eukaryota; Metazoa; Chordata; Chondrichthyes; Myliobatiformes; Myliobatidae
Gene: gja8b
Product: gap junction protein alpha 8 paralog b
Exons: 1
Coding region: 1-1188 (395 amino acids)
Biological process (GO): cell-cell signaling; gap junction-mediated intercellular transport
Cellular component (GO): connexin complex
Molecular function (GO): gap junction channel activity
Source: RefSeq, a predicted model, not a curated record